Messenger RNA from Cornus florida, 4151 nucleotides. Its product is annotated as ABC transporter B family member 15-like. The record is from RefSeq and is a predicted model, not a curated record. The transcript is spliced from 7 exons. Gene Ontology annotation, biological process: transmembrane transport. Gene Ontology annotation, molecular function: ABC-type transporter activity; ATP binding; ATP hydrolysis activity. Bases 97 to 3903 code for a protein of 1268 amino acids. Gene Ontology annotation, cellular component: membrane. Lineage: Eukaryota; Viridiplantae; Streptophyta; Magnoliopsida; Cornales; Cornaceae.
GAGCUUGUAUAGAUGAAUAAUUAAGCACUACUGAUACCGAUUGUGACUUUGAAGGUUAAUUGUUCAACCCUCCUAGUGAAGGAGACAUUGGAUCAUAUGGGUAGAAAGGAUGGAAUGUUCAGAUAUGCUGAUGGGGUGGACAAGUUGUUGAUGUUUUUCGGGACUUUGGGUUGCAUUGGAGAUGGGUUGCAGGUCCCCCUCACGAUGUACGCCCUUAGUUAUGUGAUCAAUGAUUAUGGCAGCAUCGGUACCAAGGUGCCUAUUCAUGUUGUAAACAAGUAUGCACUCAAACUGCUCUAUGUUGCGAUUGGAGUUGGAUUAUCUGCUUUUGUUGAAGGACUUUGUUGGGCAAGAACUUCUGAAAGACAGACUUCUCGAAUGAGAAUGGAAUACCUGAAAGCAAUCCUUAGACAAGAAGUUGGUUUCUUCGACACACAAGCAGCUGAAUCUUCAAUAACUUACCAAGUUGUUUCAACCAUCUCCUCCGAUUCCAAUUCAAUCCAAAUCGCCAUAGGAGAGAAGAUACCCAACUGUUUGACUAUGCUGUCAUCCUUCUUCUUUUGCAUGAUAUUUGCCUUUGUUCUGUCAUGGAAGAUUACAUUGACAUCUAUACCGUUCACCAUCGUGUUCAUUGCCCCAGUACUUGGAUUUGGGAAGCUCAUGAUGGAUGUGGGGUCGAAGAUGGUUGAAUCUUACGGGGUUGCUGGUGGGAUUGUAGAACAAGCAAUUUCUUCAAUAAGAACUGUAUAUUCAUUUGUUGGAGAGCAUCAGACGCUCAAUAGGUUCAGCCACGCACUUCAAAAAACCAUGGAAUUGGGAAUAAAGCAAGGUUUGGCAAGGGGAUUGAUGAUGGGAAGCAUGGGAAUUAUCUAUGUUAGAGGGGCUUUUCAGGCUUGGUUUGGGUCUAUUCUGGUUACUGAACAGGGGGAAAGGGGCGGCGACGUUUUUGUAGCUGGAUUCAAUGUCUUCAUGGGAGGAGUGAAUAUUUUGACUGCACUGCCCAAUCUCACCUUCAUCACAGAGGCAAAGGUGGUUGCUACUAGGAUUACGGAGAUCAUUGAUCGGCUUCCAGCCAUAGACAUUGAAGAGAAGAAGGGGAAGGCUCUAUCAUAUGUGAGAGGAGAAAUUGAAUUCAAUGAAGUAUAUUUUAGUUACCCAUCAAGGCCUGAUACACCAAUUCUACAAGGCUUUAAUCUAAGAGUCCCAGCUGGCGAAACUGUAGGUCUUGUCGGAGGCAGUGGCUCUGGCAAGUCCACUAUUGUUUCAUUGCUUCAAAGAUUUUAUGAUCCUACUGAAGGUGAAAUUGUCUUGGAUGGGUACAAGAUAAAUAAACUUCAUCUCAAGUGGUUGAGAUCACAAAUGGGACUGGUUAAUCAAGAACCAGUCCUCUUUGCAACAUCCAUUAAAGAGAAUAUACUAUUUGGGAAGGAAGGAGCACCAAUGGAAGAUUUAGAAGAAGCAGCAAAGGCUGCAAAUGCUCAUGACUUCAUUUCUAAGUUACCGGAUGGGUAUGAAACUCAAGUUGGGCAAUUUGGGAUUCAAUUGUCUGGAGGACAAAAACAACGAAUAGCCAUUGCGAGGGCUUUAAUAAGAGAUCCUAAAAUCUUGCUGCUUGAUGAAGCUACAAGUGCCCUGGAUGCAACAUCUGAAAGAACUAUACAGGAGGCCAUUGAUCAGGCAUCCGUGGGAAGGACAACAAUUGUCAUUGCCCACCGCCUCAGCACAAUAAGAAUGGCUAAUCUAAUUGUGGUUCUUCAAUCAGGGAAAGUACUCGAAUCGGGUUCACACGAUGAGCUGAUGCAAAUGAAUAGUGGACAGGGUGGAGAAUACUUUCAAAUGGUGCAGUUGCAGCAAUCAACAAUGCUAAAUGAAGCCUCUAUUGAUUCUGAUUAUCCAGUAGAUGUUCCGCAGAGCCAAAAUAUUAGAAGCCACCACAACAUGGGUAGUCCACUGAGCCCAAUGAGUGUGAGAUCAACUGAUGGAAGAAAUCACCAUACGAGUUUCCCACCAAGCCCAAUGAGUGUGAGAUCAAAUGCACCAAGCACCCCAAGGAUGCAUCCAUUUAGCCUGGUUUAUACCAUGAGCCCGCCUCACUCUGUCGAUUUUGAAGCCUCUUAUGAAAGUGAUGAUGAGAAUUUGAAGCAACUAACUUCUACUACUCCUUCGCAGUGGCGUUUGCUAAAAAUGAAUGCACCUGAGUGGGGAAGAGCCUUGCUUGGAUGCAUAGGCGCGAUGGGAUCCGGAGCUGUUCAGCCCAUAAAUUCCUACUGUGUGGGAGCACUUAUAUCAGUUUACUUCAAAAAUGACAAAUCCUCCAUUAAAUCCGAUGCCAGAUUCUAUUCUCUAGUUUUCUUAGGUGUUGGAGUAUUCAACUUCAUUACCAGUCUCCUCCAACACUACAAUUUUGCAAUCAUGGGAGAAAAAUUAACCAAAAGAGUAAGGGAGAAACUUCUUGAAAAGCUAAUGACUUUUGAGAUUGGAUGGUUUGAUCAAGAUGAGAACAUGAGUGCAGCCAUUUGUGCAAGGUUAUCAACUGAAGCUAACAUGGUUCAAUCCCUUGUUGGGGACCGUAUCUCACUAUUGGCUCAAGCAUUCUUCAGUGCUACCUUUGCUUACGCACUAGGUCUUGCACUCACGUGGAGGCUAGCCAUUGUACUGAUCGCGGCCCAACCAUUACUCAUUGGGAGUUUUUACUCCAAGAGUUUCUUGUUCAAGGGCAUGUCUGAAAAAAUCCAAAAAGCACAAAAGGAAGGAAGCCAACUAGCAAGUGAAACUGUCAUUAACCACAGAACUAUAACUGCCUUCUCUUCUCAGAAGAGAAUAUUAAAGCUCUUUCGAGCCACUUUGGAAAUGCCUAGGAAGGAAAGUAUUAAACAGUCCUGGUAUUCAGGUAUUGGCAUGUUUAGCUCCCAAUUUUUGGCUGCAGCUUCAACAGCUUUGGCAUACUGGUAUGGAGGAAGGCUAUUGACAAAAGGGUUAACAACUCCAGAACACCUCUUUCAAACAUUCUUUUUACUGCUCUUUACAGCUUAUACCAUUGCCGACGCUGGAAGCAUGACCAAAGAUUUAUCUAGAGGAAGAAAUGCCGUCAGUUCAAUAUUUUCUAUACUAGAUAGGAAUACUGAAAUCGAUCCAGAUAACUCAAGGGGGUUUGAUGCUACUAAAAUCUCGAUUAAAGGCAGAGUGGAGCUGAAAAAUGUCGUCUUUGCAUAUCCAUCAAGACCUAAUCAGUUGAUCUUUAGGGGUCUGAGCCUUAAGAUUGCAGCAGGAAGUUCUGUAGCACUAGUGGGGCAGAGUGGUUCUGGCAAAUCUACAGUUAUUGGUCUUAUAGAAAGAUUUUAUGACCCAUUGAAGGGAUCUGUACAUAUAGAUGAAAGGGACAUAAAGGAGUAUCAUUUGAGAUCCCUGAGGACACAAAUUGCAUUAGUCAGUCAGGAGCCAACCCUCUUCGCAGGAACUAUCCACGAAAACAUUGCCUAUGGGAAAAAUGAUGCCAAGGAAUCUGAGAUAACAGAGGCUGCAAUGCUUGCCAAUGCACACGAAUUUAUAAGUGGAAUGAAAGAUGGGUAUGAUACUUACUGCGGAGAAAGAGGGGUUCAGUUAUCAGGAGGUCAGAAACAGAGAAUAGCACUAGCUCGUGCGAUACUGAAGAACCCAUCAAUCCUUCUAUUGGAUGAGGCAACCAGUGCACUUGAUAGUGCAUCAGAGAACCUGGUUCAAGAAGCACUUGAGAAGAUGAUGAAUGGUCGGACAUGUAUUGUUGUAGCUCACAGACUAUCCACAAUUCAGAAUUCCAACUCUAUUGUGGUGAUCAAGGAUGGAAAAGUUGUGGAACAGGGCUCACAUUCUGAUCUACUUUCCUUAGGCCGAAAUGGAGUAUACUAUUCUCUUGUAAACCCAUAAGCCAACAAACUCUCCUUAUCUGUCAAGUGUAGAAAGUAGAAUUAAUUGAUUGGUCCUCAUCUGGGCUCUUGGGCUUAGGAGUUGGCUUGCGUGGUCAACCGCUAGUCCGGAGUUCGAGGAUUGGUAAAUAGAAAAUUGAGAAAAAUUGUUGUUGUUGUUACAUAAUACAUGUAAUUUGUCUCGAAAGAAAUGAACGAAGCCGUUAUAGUUAUAGUUACAUUAGAAAUUAAUGACUAAACUUUUUACUU